Molecule: messenger RNA, 2499 nt
Organism: Heterobilharzia americana
Lineage: Eukaryota; Metazoa; Platyhelminthes; Trematoda; Strigeidida; Schistosomatidae
Source: the annotation of a GenBank genome assembly
AUGUGGUUAUUUACUAACAAGGAUUCAGAUGGUUUACUAGGCUCAGCUACAUCACUAGGCUUAAGUUUCACUCAUGAUCCCGUCCCAGGAUUUUGCAUUGAUCCGCCUAAUUCAGAACCUUUAGGAUCAAUCCAUGGUCCAUACAAUAUGACAUGGCGACUACUUCCAGGUCAAAAGAAGAAAACCAAAGAGGAGGUUACCAUUUUUAUGUGUAAUCUCAAUUCAAACAAUGUAUCAAAUGAAACUGGAGCUAUUUCAUCUCUUUUUCAACGUACAGUUAAAUGGAUGAAAACAUUACGUCAUCCAAAUAUGCUUACAUGGUUAGGUGGUACAGAAAUUGCCUCAGGGAAAUUACCUAGUGAAUUUGGUUAUAUUACAGAACGUGUAUUACCAUUACGUGAAUACUUACGCUUUAAGGCAGAUUGUGGAAAUUUCAACCUACUAUCAUCAUGGGGUAUACAUCAGAUUGCUAAAGCGUUAGUUUUUUUAAAUGAUGAUGGGAAAUUGGCACAUAAUGGUGUAUGUUUAGAUAGCGUGUUUGUAACUACUGCAGGUGAAUGGAAAUUGGGUGCUUUAGACUUUGUUGGACCUGUAAAUGAACCACCACCGUCUGUAAGACAGACAGCUGAUUUUGCGAACCCAACAGAUCCAUAUAUUCCUUCAGAUGGUCGUCUUGUUGAUUCAUGGGGUUUAGGUUGUUUAAUAUGGGAAAUAUUCAAUCCAUCAUCAAUUUUAAAAGAUCGUAGUCAACUAACUGAAUCUUCAUGUAUAAAAAAUAUACCAAAAACAUUAAUUCCUGAUUAUCGACGUUUAAUAGCUUUCAGAAAAGGCGGUUUUCUAGCCAAUGACUAUGUUGAUACAUUAUUGUUUUUAGAGGAGAUUGAAUUGAAGGAUAGUCAGGAAAAGUCAACAUUUCUCAGAAAUCUUGCUACACAAGUGACAAGUUUUCCAGAUGAUGUAUGCCGACAUAAAAUACUUCCACAUUUAGUUAAUGGUUUACGUUAUGGAUCGGCUGGAAUUGAUGCUCUUCUACCUGUUCUACGUCUUAUACCAUUGUUAACAGAAAUUGAUUUUCAAUUAUAUGUAUUACCAUGUUUAUUGAAAUUAUUUUCAUCACCUGAACGUGUAACACGUGUACGCUUAUUAGAACAUUUACCCGAUUUUAUACAACAUAUCAAAACAAAAGUUAUUGAAACACAAAUUUUCACUUCAAUUUCUUCUGGUUUCACAGAUACACAUCCAAUUGUACGUGAAGCAACUGUACGUGCAAUGAUUCAUUUAGCGCCAAAACUUUCAAGUAAACUAUUGAAUGAAAAUUUAAUAAAACAUGUAACUACAUUACAAGCACGUGAUGAACAAGGCGGAAUUCGUACUAAUUCAACUGUAUGCUUAGCAAAAUUAGCACCACACUUUUCAACACAGACACAACGCGGUCCAAUGUUGAGCGCUUUUCUUCGAGCAACUCGUGAUCCAUUCCUACCUAAUCGUCAAGCAGCAAUAACUGCACUAGCGGCUACACAAGAAUAUUAUACAAAUGAUCUUUUGGCGGGGAAACUUCUACCUUGUCUAUCAUUUCUUACAACUGAUCCAGAGAAAUCAAUACGUGAUGAUACAUUUCGUGCUAUACAUGGAAUAUUGGACCGAUUAGAACAUGCAAGUGAAAAUCAUACAAUUCAUCAAUCAUCUGAUAAUCAAACAAUAGAUGGUAAUGAUAUUUCAAAUUCUUCACAUCAUAAUAAAACUGGGACAAUUACAGCUAGUGGAUUAACUCAAUGGGCUUUAUCUGCUUUAUCUUUUUCUACUCGUCUCUUACCAUCUUCAUCAAUAACAGUAGAAACAAUAAAAACUGGCUGUGAUAAACAAGUUUCUUCAAUUUCCACUUCCUCCUCCUCCUCCUCAUCAUCAUCAUCACAAAUGAAUAAAACAUUGAAGGUUCUAGAGAAAGAUGAUAAAACAUCAUGUAUGAAAGAUAAGUUGGUUAAUUCAAACAAAUGUAAUGUAGUUACUUUAUCGAAUUCAGUGUCAAAAACGUCAUCAAGCAUUCUAGAUACUGAGAAUAUUAAUGAAGAUGAUAAUAAUGUGAAUGUAGAUGGUGAUGAUGAUGAUGAUGAUGAUAACCAAUCAAAUUUGAAUGUUCAUUCGUUAACCAAUAGAAAUUCACAUCAGGAACCUGUUCCUGUUAUAUCUUCAUCUUAUUUAGGUGAUGAUGAUAACGCAAAAAUGAAACUUAAUUCUGAUUGGAAUACUGAUGCAUUCUUUGAUAAUUUUACUCUACAAGAAAAAGAGGUGAAUAUCAAUCAACAGUUAAAUAAAGUAAAUACUUCAAAGAGAAAAAAAUCUUCAAUAAAACAGUCAACUAAAAUAUCAUCUAAGCCUAUUUCAUCGCUUACAACUUCUUCGAUUCAUAUGUCUAUAGAACAACAAAAUAAUCAAUCUAUAUCUCAUGUUUUAGAUAAUAAUAAUAAUAAUAAUGAAAUAGAUGAUUGGGGUGAGUGGUAA